AUGGUGCUAGAAACUAUCAUCCACGAGAUGAGUGGUGUCGACUUGGACUCCUCCGAGGAGCUGCAGUACGGUCCCGGCAUCGUUAGCAAGCUUAAGAAUAGGUAUCUAAGUUUGCAUAUGAGGAAGGCGGCCACGCUAAAGAAUAUGCUUGAUGAAGACCACCCAAUUAAGGAGGAAAACAAUCAUAAGUUCCCAGAUAGCAGCAACCAGUUGUUCGAAUCAGCAGAAAACAAGUUUACAAUUUGCGUUAACCGCCCGAAAGGGCCAGCUCCAGUCAUGAACGAGAAGGAAAAACCACCAGCCGGUGUCGUGAAGCAGGUGAAAAAGAUCUUCGAGACACGACCGGAGCGCCCCACUAAGCCUCCUCAACAUACCGGUGAUGUAGCCGCUAAAGUGGCCACCUUCAAGAGCAUCAUCACGAAGGCAUUCACGAAGCCGACACUCAAGCAGAAGCCGCAGGUGGACAAGCCGCCUCCAGCUCGUUUGCCCAUCCCUUCAACGCCACCGCCGAAGAUGCCUCUGCCCAGUCCCAUUCCGGACGUCUCCAUGAUCAAUGCCGAGCAAACGGACAAAGAAGAAAAUACCUCUAGUCUCACUCAAACCCCGGACUUGAUACUCCACUCUAGUCCCAUACACACGAAACCAUCGACGCGUCGAGAGGCCGACCUGCAGGAUCAGCAGAACUGUAUCGUGUUCAAAUUCACAGGUCGGAAAGAUGAAGACUUUGUUGGAAAUGACGGCACCAUCCGCACCGGGAAAAUCGAAAAACCUAAGACUGGUGAAGGAGAAAUCACGAUAUUACCAGGAACGUCGAUGACAUUUGUGGACUACGAGGAGGAGCAACGAUCGUUGGAAGGUCCUAUGAGUCCUUGUGAUGUGAGCUUCAUUAACGACAACAUUCUCAUCAACGGCCGUUCUAAUCUUAGUCAAAAAACCAAAAAGCCCAAGAUGAAAAUCCGGUUUGUCGAGGAUGUACCGCAAAUAUUUGUGUACCCCUCGGAGGCUUCGAUGCUUCUCCUCGAUCAGCAGGACGUUCAAUCUCCAACGACGAUUGGCGCUAUGGGACACACCGUGCCAUCUCUAACAGGUUCAUCAUCGAUGGGGACGUACACUCUGAAAUCAGGCUGCAGCAGUGAAGAGUUCGAUGACCCAGCAGUGUUGGAGCGCGAGGAACCAGUUUUGUUCAGUUCUGGGACCAUUCCAGACAUU
This is a messenger RNA of Nicrophorus vespilloides, 1209 nucleotides long. RefSeq lists its product as uncharacterized. The annotation marks the transcript as partial. Lineage: Eukaryota; Metazoa; Arthropoda; Insecta; Coleoptera; Silphidae. The transcript has 4 exons. The record is from RefSeq and is a predicted model, not a curated record. Gene Ontology annotation, biological process: chemotaxis; neuronal signal transduction. Gene Ontology annotation, cellular component: nuclear membrane; rough endoplasmic reticulum membrane. Gene Ontology annotation, molecular function: microtubule binding.